Messenger RNA from Drosophila ficusphila, 552 nucleotides. RefSeq names its product vitelline membrane protein Vm26Ab. The transcript is spliced from 2 exons. NCBI's taxonomy places the organism in Eukaryota, Metazoa, Arthropoda, Insecta, Diptera, Drosophilidae. The record is from RefSeq and is a predicted model, not a curated record. The coding region runs from base 36 to 458 and encodes 140 amino acids.
UCCACCAAGUGACAAACCCAAAACCAACCAUCAACAUGUUCAAAUUCGCUGCUAUCUUCUUCGCUGUUGUGGCUGUGGCUGCUGCCAAGCCCGGAAUCGUGGCUCCUCUGGCCGCCGCUCCUCUGGCUUAUACCGCUCCGGCUGUGGUGGGCAGUGCCGCCUACGUGGCGCCCUACGCCUCCAGCUACACCGCCAACACGGUGGCCCACAGUGCCGCCUUCCCCGCCGCCUACACCGCCCCCAUUGCCGCUCCUCUGGCCGCCGCCUAUACCGCUCCAGUUGCCGCCGCUUACACCGCUCCCAUUGCUCCUCCUUUGGCCGCUGCCUACACCGCUCCCUACACCCGCUUCGCCGCCCCCUACGCCGCCGCCUACACCUCCCCCCUGGCCUACAGCUCGCCCUACUUGGCCCGUCCCUACGUCGCAGCCGCUGCCGCUCCUCUGCUGCUGAAGAAGUAAACCAACUGAUUGUGAACUAAAAGGAGAAUAUUACCCCGUGAGCUUGGCUCAUGGUUUGGUUUUUAUUUUCCUCGAAACCCCCAAACUUGUGAUG